Messenger RNA from Lasiosphaeria miniovina, 195 nucleotides. RefSeq lists its product as uncharacterized. The annotation marks the transcript as partial. The record is from RefSeq and is a predicted model, not a curated record. NCBI's taxonomy places the organism in Eukaryota, Fungi, Ascomycota, Sordariomycetes, Sordariales, Lasiosphaeriaceae. The transcript has a single exon.
GGACCCUUUGACUGGUUCGGCAAGAUCGGCGCCACGCCGCAGGCCGUGGCGGUGCUCAACGACCAGCCGAAUCUGUUCACCAUCCUGAUAUUGGUGCUGGUCGGUAUAGCGCUGCAGAUCACGCUGCUGUGGUUCAUCCACCACGCGACGCUGAAGCCCGAGCAGAAGAAGAAGAAGGAGAAGGACGACAAGAAG